AAAGUGGGAGCAAUCUAAUCGUCUCUGCAUCAUGUUCAUUAUGUCCAGAAUUCCUAUGGGAAUGCGUGGAUCGGUGGAGCCACCUGAGAAGGUGAAAGACUUUAUCAAAGUUAUGGAUGAGCAGUUUGACACUUCAGAUAAAUCCUUGUUCAUCAACCUCAUCCAAGAGUUCUCGUCCACAAAACUCACCGGUGUUAAAGGAGUUCGAGAACACAUUUCUAAAAUGAGGGACAUCACUGCUCAUUUGAAGAAACUCGACGUUAUCAUUCCUGAUACCUUCCUGGUUCAUUACAUCCUUCACAAUCUUCCUCCACAGUAUGGGCCUUUCAAAAUUUCCUACAACACACAUAAAGAAAAAUGGACUAUCAAUGAAUUGAUGACCAUGUGUGUUCAAGAGGAAGCCGUGCUCCUACAAGAGCAAGGAGAAAGUGUUCACCUGACCACUCAACCUAAGAAACGCAAGCCAUUCAAAAAGAACAAAGGGAAAAAGCCCAUGGCUCCCAAGGCUGCCAUAAAGAAAGAUUCCAUCAAAUGUUUCUUUUGUAAACAAAAGGGACAUGCUAAAAGGGAGUGCAGCCAGUUCAAGAAAUGGAUGGAUGACAAAGGAUAUUCAAAAUCUAAGGAAGCCAGUGGCAAGUGAGCAAAGCAUCUUAUCUGGAAACAAGAUGGGCUCACAUGUGGAAGCUAUUGGA
This is a messenger RNA of Cannabis sativa, 692 nucleotides long. RefSeq lists its product as uncharacterized. Gene Ontology annotation, molecular function: nucleic acid binding; zinc ion binding. NCBI's taxonomy places the organism in Eukaryota, Viridiplantae, Streptophyta, Magnoliopsida, Rosales, Cannabaceae. Bases 32 to 640 code for a protein of 202 amino acids. The record is from RefSeq and is a predicted model, not a curated record. The transcript is spliced from 2 exons.